Molecule: messenger RNA, 1764 nt
Organism: Triticum turgidum subsp. durum (durum wheat)
Lineage: Eukaryota; Viridiplantae; Streptophyta; Magnoliopsida; Poales; Poaceae
Source: the annotation of a GenBank genome assembly
AUGGAAGAAGCGUGGCCGGCCCUCGCCCCGGCGGCGGGCGGCGCGGCCUUCCCGCCCGCGCCACCUACCGGCACGGCGCCCCCGGCCCCCGUGGCGUGGGGCGCGGCCGCGGCGGCGCGGCGGGAGGCGGUGGCCAGGGAGUCGCCGGCGCAGGCGGUGAGCCGGAUCGUGUCCAGCUGCGCCAACACGAGCGGCCUGGCCGUGGCCGUCGUCGACGCCAACGCCGUCAUCUCGGGCGGCGCCGCGCUGGCCUCCACCGCGGGGCGCCUCGUCACCGUGCCCGAGGUGCUCGAGGAGGUGCGCGACGCCGCCGCGCGCCGGAGGCUCGCGCUCCUCCCCACCCCCGUCGAGACCGUCGAGCCCGCGCCCGAGUUCGUCAAGAAAGUUGUCAAGUUUGCCAGGGAAACAGGGGAUCUCCAGACACUUUCAGAUGUUGAUAUGAAGAUUAUCGCUCUAGCUUACAUGUUGGAGGCUGAGGUCCACGGGACCAGCCAUCUGCGGGAGCACCCACCUCCUCUGCAUGUGGUCAGCGUCCGGACCUUGCAAGAGGCUCCGCUGCCAGGCUGGGGCUCCAAUGUGCCUAACCUAGCAGAGUGGGAAGCAUUGGAUAAGAUGUCUGAGGCAGGCGGGGAUCUUAAUUCUCGGAUACUCCCACUGAAGGAUCUUGAGAACCAAGAAAUCCCUACAAGUGAGACCAACAGUGUUUCUGAGGCACAAGGGGAUGCAGAAUUCCAGCCUUCAAAGAGAGAUGCAUGUAUUCCUUGGGAAGAUGAUGAGAACAAUGAAGGUUGGUUGCCUGCUGUUGGCCGCACCACGCACAGGAAAUAUUUGCGGAGGAAAGCGAGGCGUGAUGCACUCAAGGCAUCUGGACAAAGUUUUGAUACAAGUUCUGUUGCUCCAUCAGUCGAUGAAGAUAAUGACUUGUCUGAAAAUGGUUUGGAUUCAGUGGAUGGCCCUUCUGCUGUUCCAGAGGAAACAAGGUCAAAUACUGACAACUUGGAAUCUCUGGAAGGGAAUGAACCAAAAAUUGCUGGAGAUCAACUAUCUAAUGGGGAGAAUGGGGUAGGCAAUGCUGAUACUGUAGAGGGCAUAAUUGGUACUGAUUCAUGCACUGAACAAUUGGAUAAUUUGGAUAUAAAAAGUGAGGCCGAGGAAGGUGUCAGUGCAUCUUUUGUCGAUGAUGAGAGCAGUGAGCAGAGUUGGGCCCUGAGGUCCUUAUCUGAAUCUACUGUAGCGUGUGUUACUAGUGACUAUGCCAUGCAAAACGUUAUCCUCCAGAUAGGUCUUCGUCUCUUGGCACCAGGUGGCAUGCAAAUACGUCAGUUGCAUAGGUGGGUUCUGAGGUGUCAUGCUUGCUACAAGGUGACACAAGAGAUUGGAAAAAUAUUCUGUCCAAAGUGUGGCAAUGGUGGCACCUUGCGAAAGGUUUCAGUAACAGUUGGUGAGAAUGGGAUUACUAUGGCUUCACGACGCCCGCGUGUUACUCUCCGAGGCACAAAAUUUUCCCUCCCGAUGCCCCAAGGUGGAAGAGAUGCUGUCAUUAAGAAUCCCAUUUUACGCGAAGACCAACUUCCCCAGAAGGUUCUGCAUCCUAAAUCAAAGAAGUCAAGCAAGCUGGGGGAUGAUUUCUUGGGCGCUGAGGACAUAUUUACGCACAGCGGCGAGAAGAAAGUGGAGCUGAAACCUCCAGUAAGGAAGGCGCUCGCAAUGUUCAGCGGGAAGCGGAAUCCGAACGACAACCACUUUUCUCGCAAGAAGAAUUAA